This is a messenger RNA of Penicillium oxalicum, 588 nucleotides long. RefSeq names its product putative ubiquitin conjugating enzyme (UbcD). Gene Ontology annotation, biological process: protein polyubiquitination; ubiquitin-dependent protein catabolic process. Gene Ontology annotation, molecular function: ubiquitin conjugating enzyme activity. Gene Ontology annotation, cellular component: nucleus. The transcript has 5 exons. The record is from RefSeq and is a predicted model, not a curated record. The coding region runs from base 1 to 588 and encodes 195 amino acids. NCBI's taxonomy places the organism in Eukaryota, Fungi, Ascomycota, Eurotiomycetes, Eurotiales, Aspergillaceae.
AUGGCCCUCAAGCGCAUUAACAAGGAACUCACUGAUCUCGGCCGGGAUCCCCCGUCCUCCUGCUCUGCUGGACCCGUUGGAGAUGAUCUGGUAUGGCUUCCAUUCAGCUCUUCUUUCUCUUCGCAAAUGUUCCAGACGAACCUCCGAUGCCGAAAGAGUCCUUCUUUGGCCAUGGGGUUGAAUCAAACCUUCGGUACCCGAGCGCCGCCGGGCCAAGACUUUAUUCGCCAACAGUUCCACUGGCAAGCCACUAUCAUGGGUCCUUCCGACUCGCCGUACUCUGGGGGUGUCUUCUUCCUUACCAUUCACUUCCCCACCGACUACCCUUUCAAGCCUCCUAAGGUCAACUUCACCACCCGAAUCUACCAUCCCAAUAUCAACUCCAAUGGCAGUAUCUGUCUCGAUAUUUUGAGGGACCAAUGGAGCCCCGCCCUCACAAUCUCGAAGGUCUUAUUGUCGAUCUGCUCCAUGCUCACAGACCCCAAUCCUGAUGAUCCGCUGGUGCCCGAGAUUGCGCACGUCUACAAGACAGACCGUCCACGAUACGAGGCGACGGCGCGUGAGUGGACUCGCAAGUACGCUAUCUAA